UUUCAGGCUGGUGGUCUCAAAAAUACACGUUAUAUUACCGUGACGUCUACUUUUGAGAAACUAUUGGAACCUACGCCAACAGAAGCUCCAUCGCUAACAGCUACAGAACCUCUUACAGAAAACAUCCUUGCAACUACGAGUUAUAAUGACAAGGACGGAAAUUUCUUGGAUUCCAGCAUAGCGACUUUGCCGCCACUCUAUGUGGCAUCUGAUAUGGAAACUCCUCCAUUAGAAACUAAAACAGAAACCUUUAGCACCACGCAGACGAUGCUAAAAACUCACAUUUUGCCAGCAGUUCGUGAAGGGAAUCAAACAUCCACAUACACGCUCAUUCAAACGUAUUUGAUAACGAGAAUUGUGACCGCCACAAAAACACUACCCCCAAUGGAAGCCUACCACUUCAAUCCAAGCAGAACCCUUAACGAAUUUAACAGUCAUUUGGAUGAAGCUGGAUCAGAAUUGAAUCUCGAUAUUGCGUUCGGUGAUGAAGAAAGCGAAAACAGUCUGAGAAAGUCUUUCCAAGGUGACUUGGACCUUGCCAAUGUGGGAUCCGAUUUUAGUCUGUCCGAUAUAGAUAAAGCUAAACUGAUGGAAGCUCAUCUUCGUGCUAAAAAAUUGAAGUCUGCAACACCCAAACCUGAAGUAAACUUGGUACCAACACCGAAUCCAGCUCUAAAUCCUGAUCAACUUCAGCAGCUAGCUCUGCUUAGGUUCCUGAAUCCUGCCGCAGCGGUUCCCCAGGGACAAAUAAUAACCACUUCGAAACCUGUCAUUAAACUGGAAACGGUUUAUGAAUCCCAUGUAAUUCCUAUCUUCAAUGGCCAGAGUACCAUCCUGACGACCGUUUCAAAGGUUCUUGGAACUGUAACAAGAACCGACUACGAACUAGGAACAAGCACUAUAGCUGCCCCGGUGGUUCCCGCUUUACCUACAAUCGCGCCUGUCAACCCACUAUUCCCACAACAGCAACAACCCCAAUUUACAGUAACAUCGUCUCCAAUAGUUCAAAAUACCGUACUGACGCAAACUGACAGUAAGGUCCUGAAGUUGACUUUCGGUGCGAAAACGGCAUACACGACAAUAUUUUCAACAAAGAUUGUACCAACGAUGGUCACGACUUAUAUGACAGCAUCUGUGCCUGUUCAACCCACGGCAGCAUUUCCUGGCUUCUUCCCAGCACCCUACCCGCCAUUUCCCUAUUUAGGGUAAAGUCAACGCGAGAAUGAAGCAAUGAAUCGCUUCUACAGACUGUAUUGUAAAUAUAAGUGAUUCUUAGUGGUGCUGAAAGACAUGUAAAGUGUGAAAAACUUUCCCUACAUGAAACCAAUUAAACCAUCAAUUGUAAAUAAGCAUUAGUGUUGUAUGUCGCCGUAGUAUUUAAUGUAAUUUCACCUUGUAAUAUAGCUCAUCUUUUGUAUAUUUACCUCACACAAUAAAUCAUCAUUAAUACAAAAGGUA
This is a messenger RNA of Agrilus planipennis (emerald ash borer), 1458 nucleotides long. RefSeq lists its product as uncharacterized. The record is from RefSeq and is a predicted model, not a curated record. The transcript has a single exon. The annotation marks the transcript as partial. Lineage: Eukaryota; Metazoa; Arthropoda; Insecta; Coleoptera; Buprestidae.